AUGACUGCUUUGGGCCAGUUUGCCAAGGGAGCCUCCUGGGAGGAACUCAUUCAUGCAUGUGUCCAAUGUUUUGAUGAUGAUGGAAAUGUCUGUCACAGCAGCCAUCUGCUGAACAUCAUUCUCACCAUGCACAGAUUGCUGAUGUCUCCCAAAGACUUACUGGACAAGAUGGUUAUCCUCUUCAAAAGUACACUGGAGGGUGACAACUCUGCAGAGUGCCUGAAAAUGUGCUAUUUCAUUCAGUACUGGAUAAGUGAGUUUUGGACUAUGUUUCAGUUGCACAGUUGUCUGGCAGACUCCUUGGAACAGUUCAAAGAGCUUAUGAGAGAACAUGGUCAACAGAAACUAUGUUCUUUACUACAAACUAAAUGGAUGGGUGACAGAGAAUGGUCUCAAAAAGCCAGUCAGAAAAUCAAGGCCAGCAAUAAGAAGAGGAAAGUAUCUCUGCUAUUCGACCAUUUGGAGCCAGUGGAAUUAGCAGAACACCUCACCUAUUUGGAAUUCAAAUCUUUCUGCAGAAUAUCUUUUGUAGAUUACCAGAAGUACAUCAAAAGCGAUAGUUUAACAGAGAAUCCAACAAUGGAACGUUCCAUUGCUCUCUGCAAUGGCAUCUCCCAGUGGGUACAGCUAAUGGUGCUCAGUCGACCAACUGCUCAGCUCCGAGCUGAAGUCUUUACCAAAUUUAUCUAUGUUGCACAGAACCUUCAGCAGAUGCAGAACUUCAACACACUAAUGGCUGUAGUGGGAGGACUCUGUCACAGCUCUAUCUCCAGACUGAAAGACACUUGUACCUAUGUGCCAAAUGAGACCACCAAGGUUUUGAAUGAAAUGACAGAUCUUCUCUCAUCAUCUCGAAACUAUGAGACUUACAGACAAGCAUAUUGCAAGUGCACAGGCUUCAAGAUCCCCAUCUUGGGGGUCCAUUUAAAAGACCUGAUUGCUGUGAACGAAGCUAUGACUGACUAUGUGGAGAAUGGGAAAAUCAACAUACAGAAGCUUCAGGCACUCUAUAACCACAUCAGCGAGCUCAUCCAGCUACAGCAUAAUCCCCCCCUUCUUGACGCAAACAAAGACCUAGUUCACUUACUGACUCUGUCACUUGACUUGUAUUACACUGAGGACGAAAUCUAUGAGCUAUCAUAUGCAAGAGAACCCAGGAACCACAGAGCUCCUCCAGCAACCCCUUAUAGACCUCCAGUGGUGGCAGACUGGGCUUCAGGUGUAGCGCCCAAACCAGAUCCCAAAACCAUCAGCAAGCAUGUUCAGAGAAUGGUCGAUUCUGUAUUUACAAACUAUGACCAUGAUGGAAGGGGGUUCAUCUCUCAGGAAGACUUUGAAAAAAUUGCUGCAAGCUUUCCUUUUUCAUUCUGUGUUAUGGACAAGGAUAAAGAUGGGCUUAUCAGCAGAGAUGAGAUCAUGGCUUAUUUCAUGCGGGCUAGUGUGAUCUGCUCCAAACUUGGCCUUGGGUUCUCUCACAACUUCCAAGAGACCACAUACAUGAGGCCUACCUUCUGUGACAACUGCUCAGGAUUUUUAUGGGGGGUCAUUAAGCAGGGCUACAGAUGCAGAGACUGUGGAAUGAAUUGUCAUAAAUCCUGCAAAGAUCAAGUAGCAUUUGAGUGCAAGAAGAACAUCAAAAGUGGCAACAAUGCAGACUGGAGCCCAGCUUCUAAUACUAUAGACACUACAGCAGCUGGAGGUCAUGAUGAUGAAAGCCGGUUCAUAUACCCAUCAGAUUCUCCAACAGAUAAUUCUGAGUGCCAUAAACAGUCCAGCCCAAGUUCUACCUCCAACACCAGUUUUACUGUUCUACCAUCAAGAAGCGUUUUGGUACAGAGAAGUAGCCAGACAGAAGCUGUUUCAGCAGCCAGUCAACUACAGCUCUCCCUGCUAUCACCAAGCCCCAUCGCCCUCACCCCUUGCCCCAGCCCUGUGCCCCAGCGCAAGAGAGCUUGUGCCAACAAGACCUCCACCACCCUGAUACCUGGGGAGGAGAAUAAGUUCACCUAUGAAGCUUUGGAAAAGGAGAACCAGUCUCUAUCAAAGAGCAACAAGAGCCUCAGACGGAAGUUGAAAGAAGCCGAGCAUGAGGUGGAGAUACUUAAGACACUUUUAAAACGACACACUCUUCCAUCAGUGGAGGAGGAUUCCUCUUCUUCUUCUUCUUCUUCUUCUUAA
Messenger RNA from Electrophorus electricus (electric eel), 2178 nucleotides. Its product is annotated as RAS guanyl-releasing protein 1-like. Gene Ontology annotation, biological process: Ras protein signal transduction. Gene Ontology annotation, cellular component: plasma membrane. Lineage: Eukaryota; Metazoa; Chordata; Actinopteri; Gymnotiformes; Gymnotidae. Gene Ontology annotation, molecular function: guanyl-nucleotide exchange factor activity; calcium ion binding. The record is from RefSeq and is a predicted model, not a curated record.